Zalophus californianus (California sea lion) is the source of this 526-nucleotide messenger RNA. Its product is annotated as P antigen family member 4-like. Lineage: Eukaryota; Metazoa; Chordata; Mammalia; Carnivora; Otariidae. The transcript is spliced from 5 exons. Bases 6 to 404 code for a protein of 132 amino acids. The record is from RefSeq and is a predicted model, not a curated record.
CCCCCAUGCAAGAGGAUUGCGCACAAGCUCCCGAUGGAGGCAGGAGUGGCACUACCUUGACCGUCCGCAUCCCCCCGCUCAUUCUCCCGGUUCCCAUCCAAGUCCCAGUGAGAAAUAUGAGUGCUCAAGUAAGAUCAAGAUCUAGAGGAAAGAGAGAUGGAAAAAAGCCUAAGCUGGAUGAACCUGGGGUUGCUAAGCAACCAGGCAAAAAAAUGCUGCAAAAAAAGGAACCACCAACUGAGGAUCCAGAUAUUGAGCCUGGACUAGAGAGAGAAGAAGGAGCAUGUGGGGUUCAAGAACCUGAAUUGGAAGGUAAAAGCCAGGAAAAGGGUCUGGAAAAGACUGGGGGUGAGCUUGGAGAUGGCCCUGAUGUGAAAGGGAAGACUCCACCUAACACCUCCUAAAUUCAAGAAGUAGGUGAUGGACAGUCAUAAGUUAAAAAGACAAGAAGCUGAAGCCACACAUACAGUUUGUUAUAUUGAUAAUUUGGCUUAAAUUCUCUCAAUAAAGAUUUCAAAGUUUGCCC